AUGUCUGCUUCAAGUGUUCGUCAAAAGCCAUCCGAUGACGCUUUUUACGAGAAUUUGACUUUGGGAUUAAUUAAAGUAUUAAGCAACAUACCACGAAUAACGAACAUUAAUUACGAUAAAAGAAAUCCCGCUGAAAGAAAUAGUGUGAAUGCUUGGGAGUCGCGACACAACGUCAUACUUCCACCUGAUAUGAAAGCAUUUUAUCUUUGUACCGACGGAUUUUGUUUAUUCUGGUCUUACGAGUAUUCAGCGAAUGAUGUUAAGCGUGUUGGUAAAAUUCAUAUUCCUCAUUUGAUUCAAAUUACGUUAGUACGCGAGAAUCUUGAAACGAUUAUGGCAUCACCAGGAAAUCAAAACUCACCGAAACCAACGAUUUCAAUCGCGAACGAUGCAAUUCCACCGUUAAAUCUGACAACGAAAAGUAAAAUCUUCGAAUUGAGCAACAUUUUAGAAAUGGCAAAAGUUGUGAUGCUUUAUGAAACACCUGAAGCAUCUCCAAGGAUUUAUUUACUUGAGAUUGACACUUUGAAACUUCAAUUUCUUGCUGACACAUUCUCGGAAUAUCUACGAAUGGCGAUCGCUCAUCUUGGCCUCCCUUACUGGGAACUCUGCUUCUCAACAGCGUGUUCAUUACCAACAUGGACGCAGCAAUUAUUUUUACUGUUGGCUCCACAUUUACUCGAGAAUAAUGAACCAAGACGAAAUACAAGAAGCUUUCAUAAUGGAACUGAUGAAACUCCACCGUUUAAUACUUUAGAUCCAUCAGUUUUCAGAAACAAACCGAAAUCAUCGAAGACACCUAAAAAUCGUUGA
Clunio marinus is the source of this 813-nucleotide messenger RNA. NCBI's taxonomy places the organism in Eukaryota, Metazoa, Arthropoda, Insecta, Diptera, Chironomidae. The record is from the annotation of a GenBank genome assembly.